Molecule: messenger RNA, 702 nt
Organism: Gongylonema pulchrum
Lineage: Eukaryota; Metazoa; Nematoda; Chromadorea; Rhabditida; Gongylonematidae
Source: the annotation of a GenBank genome assembly
AUGAACAUGGUUUCAGUCUGUGGCGUCAUCUUUCUAGCGCGAAGUGCAAUUGGUCGGAAACCUCUCAGGACAACGAUGGAGAUGAACGAAGGAACACCAGAGCGGCGUGCAGACAGUGAGCAGGAGACGGCGAUGAAUAUGGGCGAGGUGCUGCAAUCGCUGAACUCGGCAUACGAUCUGAAACUGGCUGAGACCGAAAUGCAGCUCGCUGUUAACGAUAAGUUGCUGGAAUGCAUGGGGAAUGAGGGGGCGAAGAUCGAGCGGGAAACGAGCGCGGCCCAGCGAAACAACGAGCAGAUACGAGAUGAGGAGCGGAGCAUGGAAAAAAAGGUGGACGAGCUCAUUGAACGUGUGAACGAGCACUGCGUGGAAGUGGAGGAGUUGCAGAAGAAGGAGCGUGACAUUACAGCGGAAAAAAAUGAAGUUGAGGCACUGAUGUGCGAUGCCCAGCAAGCAGUUCAUAAGGAUCUCGAAAAGCUGAGCAUAAUUAGCGAAGGAGCACGAAAACAUCUGGCAAGCAUUCCCAGUGCAUUGCAAAUCGACUGCGAUGGUAUCAUCGUUCUCUCUAUUAAAAUAGUGCAGAAAAUCAAUUUGUUCUUUGCUCUUUUUGUAGCUUUUCAGAGGAAUUCGAAGAAGCAAGUUUUUUGGGCCUACGGUAUUCUUUCUGAGAAAAAACUGCAGAGUAGUUCUUUUGGAGGUUAA